ACUCUUAUUUUUUUCUUCUUCUUCAGAGCUUGGAACUGGGAAGUAGUUUUUAUUUUUUUGAUAAGCUGGGAAGUACUAGUAGUUAGUACUAGUUCUAGUACUUUUUUUUUUUUUUUUUUUUUUUUUUUUUUUUUGAGAAGAGACUAGUCUAGUACAUAGUACUGCUAUACUGUUCUCUUCUUCUUUGUUCUUGAGAGUAAGGAAGUUUAAAAUUUAGCUCGUGCUUAAGGGAGGGAAACAAAGAAAGAAACCAAAACACUAGCACUAAAGAUAACGUUUGAGUUUUUGAGAUAUGGUGGUAGCUGUAGCUGCAGCUGCAGCAUCCUCUACUUGGCUAACGUGCGCACUUCUUCCUCGCCAAGGUUGGCUACAUGGAAUUCAACAACCAACUCCUAGUCUCCAAUGGACAAACAAAAAGAGAUGUUGUACAAGAAAAGCUGGUUCGACAAUUACUGCAAAAUUGGAGCUGAAGCCUCCUCCAUAUCCACUGAAUGCUCUGGAGCCACAUAUGAGCCAGGAGACAUUGGAGUAUCAUUGGGGGAAGCACCAUAGGGGCUAUGUGGAUAACCUAAACAAGCAAAUUAUAGGAACAGAGCUAGAUGAAAUGCCGUUAGAAGAUAUUAUAAUCACUACAUACAACAAGGGUGAUAUUCUUCCACCUUUCAACAACGCGGCCCAGAUUUGGAACCAUGAUUUCUUUUGGGAAUCCAUGAAACCAGGUGGUGGAGGAAAGCCUUUUGGGGAGCUUCUACAACUGAUAGAAAGGGACUUUGGUUCUUUUGAAAAAUUUGUGGAAGAGUUCAGGUCAGCUGCAUCUACACAAUUUGGUUCUGGUUGGGCGUGGCUUGCAUAUAAAGCAAAUAGACUAGAUGUUGGAAAUGCUGAAAAUCCCCGUCCAUCAGAUGAAGACAAAAAGCUUGUGGUAGUGAAGAGUCCCAAUGCUAUAAAUCCACUUGUUUGGGAUUAUUCUCCACUUCUUACCAUCGAUGUUUGGGAGCAUGCUUACUAUCUUGACUUUCAGAUCCGUCGACCUGAUUACAUAUCAAUCUUCAUGGAGAAGCUUGUAUCAUGGGAAGCGGUCAGUUCUAGACUUGAAAUUGCAAAGGCUCGAGCUACUGAACGAGAGGAAGAAGAAAAGAGGAAAAAAGAGGAAAAGGAGGUGGGAAAUUCAGACAACCAAGCUGUUGAGAUGUUCGUAGACAGUAAAUCUGAUGAUUCAGAGACUGAAUGAAUGAAUGAAUUGUGUUUGUUUGUUGUCGAGUUAAAAGUAUCUUUAGGGUGUUGUACUUAUAAAAAAUAUAUAUAUAUAGAGAGAGGUCAGUUUGAGCGGAUCUACACUAGAUGAAAUUUUUGAGGUAAACUUUGCUUUCAUUAAAAUAAGGAACAACAUAGGUGACAUUUCAAACAAAA
Quercus lobata is the source of this 1410-nucleotide messenger RNA. RefSeq names its product superoxide dismutase [Fe], chloroplastic-like. The record is from RefSeq and is a predicted model, not a curated record. The transcript is spliced from 9 exons. Gene Ontology annotation, molecular function: superoxide dismutase activity; metal ion binding. The coding region runs from base 293 to 1231 and encodes 312 amino acids. NCBI's taxonomy places the organism in Eukaryota, Viridiplantae, Streptophyta, Magnoliopsida, Fagales, Fagaceae. Gene Ontology annotation, biological process: superoxide metabolic process. Gene Ontology annotation, cellular component: chloroplast nucleoid.